Messenger RNA from Diatraea saccharalis (sugarcane borer), 909 nucleotides. NCBI's taxonomy places the organism in Eukaryota, Metazoa, Arthropoda, Insecta, Lepidoptera, Crambidae. The record is from the annotation of a GenBank genome assembly.
ACGUAACAGUGACAUAAUGUCAUCGAUGAAUUUCUAACCUAAAAAUAACACUGAAUCUUAUUAUUACUAUCAUAAAUUUUUAUAACAUUAAGAAUUAGAAUCACAUCAUUUACUAUUCAAUAGUCAUGAAUAAUUCUUUGAUAAAAUUAUCUAAGGUAUGUUUUUGUGCACUUCGUAGUUAUCUUUUACUGCUCUCACGAAAGUAUUAACGUUCCUAAUCAUUUAUAUUACAGUCUCACCUAUCAUCAAAAAGUCAAAUAUUACCAUGGGCAGCUAUAACAGAAUCCCAUAUACACACAUCUGCACCUAUGUGCAGAGUCGUUUCUGGCAAAUAUAGAAUAACUAAGAAGCGGGACAGGCCACUUACAUACGAAAUGGCAAAUCCACCCCAUUACAUCGCUCACCGCAAGACAUGGAACUCUUGGAAUACUUCGAGUUUGAAGGAUGGACUACGCAGGUCAGAGACAGUACUAGAGGAUGAAUUCAUACGAAGAUUCAUGACUGGGACAUGGCAUGGUUUAAUGUGCAGUGAGAUAAUUGUGAAGAGACAAUUCAACCACAUCAGAGUAGCCGCAAUAGUAAGGCGAGCAAUAUCACCCACCAAAAUGUACUUCCUUUUAGGAUACACUGAAGAACUUCUAUCAAACUGGCUUCAAUGUCCUGUCACAUUGGAAUUGCAGACCGUUGACAGUUUCAAAGAUGUUGUAUUUAAAUAUAUAUAAAUUGAGAUUUGAAAUAUAUUUAGUUAGUGUAUAUAAGGCUAUUAGUAUUAUUUUUAGUAAACUUUAAUUAUAAAAUCUGUCUUUUUUUAUAUAACAAAGUAAAGAUUUUAUCAUUUUUGUAUAAGAUGAUCUUUAUUUACAAAAAUGCUGAUACUCUACUAAUAUGACAUGACAAUGAUUAUGACAA